Molecule: messenger RNA, 321 nt
Organism: Paramecium primaurelia
Lineage: Eukaryota; Ciliophora; Oligohymenophorea; Peniculida; Parameciidae
Source: the annotation of a GenBank genome assembly
AUGAUUGCCUCUUUAAGAUUUUAGAUAUCAUCUUUUUAUCUCAUUAAUUUGAUGAUCAUUAUAAAAGAGAGCAUUGGAUCAUAAUAUGGAUUGAAACUUCUUAUCAUUUUAUCUUGUUUAUUCAUCUUAUAAAUCUUGUCAUUAUCAUCAUUUCUAAUCCUUUAUUAUAAGAUUCUAUUGGAAGAAUAAAAUACUUUUCAAAAGAUUUUGAAUUAUUGUUUAAAAAAUUCCAAAUCUAUAGUUGUUCAUGCAGUUUCAACAUCAAAUAGCCAUAUUUAAAAUCUUCUUAAUCAUUUGAUGAACUAUUAUUCAGAAUUCUGA